Molecule: messenger RNA, 2079 nt
Organism: Drosophila arizonae
Lineage: Eukaryota; Metazoa; Arthropoda; Insecta; Diptera; Drosophilidae
Gene: Zw
Product: glucose-6-phosphate 1-dehydrogenase Zw
Biological process (GO): pentose-phosphate shunt, oxidative branch; glucose metabolic process
Cellular component (GO): cytosol
Molecular function (GO): glucose-6-phosphate dehydrogenase activity; NADP binding
Source: RefSeq, a predicted model, not a curated record
UGCUUUGGCGCAUUCGCGCAGCGAUCGUCUCAAGCUACAUAUCGUUAAUAUUUGAGGGCUCGCUGAAAACCAAAAGGCACCGAAAACUAAACCUUCUUGCCAAACUACUAAGCUUGCGCACCAAAAUAAAAUAAAUAAAGGGGAAAAGACCAUUAAACAAAAACUUUGUUCACGUUGCGCUUGCGUGCAAGUGCAGUCGUGUGUGUGUUUGUGUGUGUGCCUGUGUGAGUGUGCGUGUGUUUUGCCAACCGCAGCAAAAAUCACAAUAUUUUCUGCGCUUGACCUUUAUUCAAAUUGUUGGUCAACAGUUUGAUUAAUUGCCGCACGGAAAUCAUUAGAAAAGUUGGCUUCAAAAAUUGUCAUCAAAGAAGACUGUCAGUGAGAAAUAAGUAAACAAAUAACAGUUAGCACACACACACUACGAAAAAUAAACAUGGAGUGCAAAUGCUCAAAGCCCUCGGGCACCUUGGAUCGCAUCAUCAACACUCUGAAGUGCUCAACUAUGAUAUGCGAGGGCACACACUUUGACGGUCAAAUUCCACACACUUUCGUGGUGUUUGGUGCAUCGGGCGAUCUGGCUAAGAAGAAGAUAUAUCCAACACUAUGGUGGCUAUAUCGCGACGAUCUACUGCCGAAGCCAACAAAAAUUUGCGGCUAUGCGCGCUCCAAGAUGACAGUGGACCAGUUGAAGAAUCUAUGUGAGCAGUAUAUGAAGGUGCAACCGCAUGAACAGACGAAAUAUAAUGAAUUCUGGCGCUUGAAUAACUAUGUUUCCGGACCAUACGAUGACGCCCAGGGCUACCAGGCGCUCAACCAGCACAUGGAGUCGAUCGAGAAUCGGCUUAAUGCGAAUCGCAUCUUCUAUUUGGCACUGCCGCCCACAGUCUACAACCAGGUGACGUUCAACAUCAAGCACAACUGCAUGUCCAAGGGCGGCUGGAAUCGCGUGAUCGUCGAGAAGCCCUUCGGGCGAGACGAUGUGACCUCGAAGGCGCUGAGCGAUCAUCUGGCCGGCCUGUUCGAGGAGGAGCAACUGUAUCGCAUCGAUCACUACUUGGGCAAGGAGAUGGUGCAAAACCUGAUGACCAUACGGUUCGGCAACAAGAUUCUGAGCUCAACAUGGAAUCGCGAGAAUAUUGCCUGCGUCCUGAUCACGUUCAAGGAGCCGUUCGGUACGCAGGGGCGUGGCGGCUACUUUGACGAGUUCGGCAUCAUACGAGAUGUGAUGCAGAAUCAUCUGCUCCAGAUUCUAUCGCUGGUGGCCAUGGAGAAGCCAUGCAGCUGCCAUCCGGACGACAUACGUGAUGAGAAGGUCAAGGUGCUGAAGUGCAUCAAGCCAUUGGAGCUGAGCGACAUGGUCCUGGGCCAGUAUGUGGGCAAUCCCGCAGGCAGCACGGCUGAGGAGCAGUGCGGCUACCUGGAUGAUCCCACCGUGAGCAAGGCAUCGAACACGCCCACCUAUGCCAUGGCCGUCAUUCAGAUCAACAACGAGCGCUGGCAGGGCGUGCCGUUCAUACUGCGCUGCGGCAAGGCAUUGAACGAGCGCAAGGCCGAGGUCCGCAUCCAAUAUCAGGAUGUGCCCGGCGACAUCUUCGAGGGCAACUCGAAGCGCAACGAGCUGGUGAUACGGGUGCAGCCGGGCGAGGCGCUCUACUUCAAGAUGAUGACCAAGAGUCCGGGCAUUACGUUCGACAUUGAGGAGACCGAACUGGAUCUCACCUAUGAGCAUCGCUAUAAACAUUCCGUGCUGCCGGACGCCUACGAGCGCCUCAUUCUGGACGUCUUCUGCGGCUCCCAGAUGCAUUUCGUGCGCUCCGACGAGCUGCGCGAGGCGUGGCGCAUCUUCACGCCCAUUCUGCACAAGAUCGAGCAUGAGCGCAUCCCACCCAUUCCCUAUCCGUACGGCUCCCGCGGCCCCACUGAGGCCGAUCGCAAGUGCGUCGAGAAUAACUUCAUCUACUCGGCGUCCUACAAAUGGCAUGGCAAUAAGGCGGAUGCAUCUCAUCUUUGAUUUGGGACUCCAUGGGAUCCACUGGCUUUUUGGUGUUUAUGUUGAUCAUAGCGACAUUUAUAUAUAUA